AAUAAAUUUUUGUUGACCACCAUUUUUUACCAGCCUCUGUUCAGAAAGCGUAUAGGAUAUCCAAGGGCGGCAAGUAAAUUUAAAAGCCCCAUUCAGGGAUGUCCAAAGGGCAAGCCAUAACGUGUAUUUCAAUUCCAAAGGUAGCAAUUCUAGCCCAGCUUCUUUAAAUGCUGAAAUUUAAUCUCAGACUACUUCACUUACGUUUUCCCAAUUUUUUUUAAAGGGAAUGCAUCCACAUUUAAUAACUGAAGGAUUUCAAAUUGCUUAUAAUGCUCUUUGCAAAUUUUUGAUUGAAUUUCGAAAAGAAUUGCCAAUUGAAAGAAAUUUGUUAGUUGAAGUAGCUCAAACAGCUUUACGGACAAAAUUGGAACUUAAAUUGGCUAAUCAUAUAACUGAAUGUGUUGUUGAUGCAAUUUUGGCUAUUAGAAAGGAUGAAAAGGAUUUUGAUCCGGAUUUGCAUAUGAUUGAAAUUAUGGUUUGGGUUUUUUAA
This is a messenger RNA of Meloidogyne enterolobii, 490 nucleotides long. The record is from the annotation of a GenBank genome assembly. NCBI's taxonomy places the organism in Eukaryota, Metazoa, Nematoda, Chromadorea, Rhabditida, Meloidogynidae.